Messenger RNA from Drosophila gunungcola (fruit fly), 2904 nucleotides. Its product is annotated as pyridoxal-dependent decarboxylase domain-containing protein 1. Bases 154 to 2727 code for a protein of 857 amino acids. The transcript is spliced from 6 exons. Gene Ontology annotation, biological process: carboxylic acid metabolic process. Gene Ontology annotation, cellular component: intracellular membrane-bounded organelle. Gene Ontology annotation, molecular function: carbon-carbon lyase activity; pyridoxal phosphate binding. The record is from RefSeq and is a predicted model, not a curated record. Lineage: Eukaryota; Metazoa; Arthropoda; Insecta; Diptera; Drosophilidae.
CCCUCUCACACACACACACACACAUACACACACCCUCGAGUUCACGCACACACACAGACACACAAACACACACACAUACAGACGCAGUGGAAAAACAACAAUUAUUUUGCAUCGCAGGCGAUAAGUUAAAAGUGAAUUAGACCGCAUUGGAACAUGUCAGCGGCUGGCAGAUCGGACGACGAUCCCGGCCAGAAUCCGGCCGUAGAUCAAGAGCCGGAUCCGGGACAAUCGACGCCAGCGGUGGCCGAAAUCGCCGCCUCCAGUAUUCGUUCUGGCCUGGCCGAGCUGGAGCUGCGUUCCUCGCAGGUGCUGCAGCGUUUGGAGAACGUUAAGGUUUCAUCGACGCCCGACAAUCAUCCCAAUUCCGAUGAGAAUCCAGAGGAGCCGGCAGCGGCGGCGGCUGCGGCUGCCGAGGAUCAGCUGCAUAGUCAUCUGCCGGCGGAGCAUCGGGUGCCCUCCGAUAUCCUCAAGUCCUUGGAGCAACUCGUCUCCUACACGGACAGCGACGACGAUCCGGAAUUCCCGCUGCCCGCCCUCGACGAUGUCUCCCACUUGGCCCUCAUCUCGCACAGCAUCGUGGCCUAUUUGUCGCACCUGGACCGCCAGCAGCUGCUCCGGGUGACGAACAGCAUUUCGGGCGAUGCCACCCGCUGGCUGGGCACGUUGUUUCAUUUUGCCCAUCCGGCCAGCAGCUUCCAUGCGGACAAUGCGGACGCAGUGCUGCGUACGGUGCGUCUGGCCAUUGUGGCCAGGUGUCCGGGUUAUCUGGAGGGUGGGAUUCCAGCGCUGGCCCAGCCCACGUUCUACAUUUCGGAGAAUACGACGCCGGUGAGGCUGCAAUACGCCUGCCGCCAGUUGGGCAUACCGCUGGAGGCGAUCAAGAUCAUUCCGGAGCACAGCCAGUACGGGACGAUGGAUGUGACGCUGCUGCAGAAGCAAAUCCAGCUGGAUGUGGGCAACAACAGGACGCCGCUGCUGGUGGUGGCCGAUAUUGGAGCCUCACUGUGCGGCUAUGUGGACAAUCUGCUGCGACUGAGGGACGUCUGCAAGGCGCACAACAUGUGGCUGCAUGCCAGUGGCCAUGGCCUGGCCGCCCUGGUCUGUGCCCAGAAUCAGGGUCACGUGGAGGAGGUGCUCCACUCGAUGGCCUUGAAUCUGGGCAGCUGGCUGGGCGUGCCCAGUCUGCCGAUCGUCCUGCUGCACCGUCCGCUCCAGAAUAGCGCGCUGAGUGCCUUCGAAUCCGAUCCCAUACUGUCGCGUCGCUUGAACGCCCUGUCCUUGUGGACCAGUCUGCAGGCACUGGGACGCAAGUCGAUUGCCGAGCGCCUGCAUGUGGCCUUCCAGACGUGCAGUAUUCUCUUCGAGAUUGCCUCCAAGUGCGAGGGCAUCCGGGUGUUGAGCCAUACGCCUGGAGCUCAGACCGGAGCCUCUUUGUCGGACAUUAUACAGAGCCCCUUCGAUGUGCAGGCGCUCUUCGAUGCCGCCGCCCCUGUGGUUGCCUACCAGUUCGAUGGCAGCACCACCAUUCCACUGGGGGGCAGUGGCUCCUCGGCCGCUGCAGCCGCCGCCGCCGAGCGGGAAACGAUGGCCGAUGGCCUCAAGCCGCUGGAGAAGAUCAACAAUGCUUCCUACUUUGACCGCCUCAACUCCUGGCUGGGUCAGAUCCUGCAACGCGACUGUCCCAAUUUUGACUUCGAGGUGAUUGAGCAUCCGACGCACGGCAGCUGCAUCCGCUACUGUCCGCUGGAAUUGGGCUUGGGUGAGCAGCCGCCCAGCUCGGAAAAUCUGGAGAGUUUCGCCCAGAGUUUGGAGGCGCACGUGGAUAUCCUACGGGCGACAAUUAAGCACAAGGCACGCUUCAUCCAUCUGGUGGAGCGCAGUGAGGUGCUGCGCCUCGUGCCGCUGCCCGAAUGGGCGGGCAUGGGCGGUGUACGCUUCGUGCCCGAGGGCUGGGAGUCCCUGCUCACGGACCAGGCCAAGACCGAGCUGAACAAGCUCAACAUCGAUCUGGUGGAGGCACUCAAGUCCACGGACAAUGCCUUCUCCCUGGGCGAGGGCACCGAUGGCCUGAUUUGUGUGCGCUUCGGCAUGGUCACCCACGAAACGGAGGUCGAGGAGCUGCUGGAUCUGGUGGUCACGGUGGGCAAGAGCGUUCAGGAGAACUCGAGGGUGUUGGACACCAUGUCCGAGAUUGUCAAGAAGGGCAUCGAGGCGGUCACUGCGGAUCUGCAGCGGGAGUCGGAGGAGAAGCUCUGGCAGGAGGGCAUCCUGCGGCAUGUGCCAGUGGUGGGGCGAGUCUUCAACUGGUGGUCACCGCCGGCCAAGGAGUCGGGCAUCAAGGGGCGCAGCCUCAAUCUCACCCAGGGUGUGGUCGAGAGCACCGAGAAUAUUUACAAGUACCACAUGCAGAUGACUGGAGCCACUGCCCAUCAGUUGCCGGCGAAUCGUUCGCCACCCACGCCCAUGGUGCAGACGCCCGUGGGCGCGCCCUCGUCGCCGCCCGUCUUUCCCACAGUGGAGCCCGUACCGGGAACAGCAAUCGUGGCCACAGUCGGUUCGGUCGAAGCCACGCCGGCGGAUGCUUCGGAAUCGGGAGCUUCGGGCGCGCCACUGCCCACACAAAACCAUGUGGAUGCGGAUCAUGCCCGCACUGUCAGCCAGAGCAGUGCCGCCUCCUCCAAUGUUCCCGAACUCGUGGCCGCCAACAGUGCAAUUAACAAUAAUUAACAAAAGUAUAAUAAUUCAAAAUACCUUACCUAUAGAUGAACAGCGGAAAUAACUUUUAGAUCAAGGCAGAGCCAGCAAAAUGGAUUUCAGAGUGGGAGAGGCCUUAAAAGCAGCAAUAUCAAACAAGGCUUAACGAAAAAAACAAAAAAAAAAAAACAACAAAAAAAAAAAAAACAA